AUGUGGGCAUCGAAAUAUGCUUCCAUGCAGGCAACCUCCCCACCUGCUUCAGUACCUAUCAUUGCUCCCAGAGAGCCGAUGGCUACGAGAAUCAGUGCUACGCCAAAUUCUGCUACCAAGGUGGGAGCACAUUCUGUAUCACUCAACCCAUUCUCACUGCAGGCUGUUCCUGCAAAAGUCACAAACUCACAAGAACUGUCAGCGAGCCACAAAAAGGAUGCUGAAACCGGAGCGACCAUUACCACUGCGUCAAAUGCCGCAAUGAAGCAAUUCGGAUUCGAGCAAGCCGUCAAAAUUACACUGAAAGGCCAGAAAUCCGAGCGAGCGAUCGACAAGAGUCUGUACAUUCGAGCCUGUCCAGACCUUGAGGCACAUGUCAAAGUAUGCGAGGACUAUACCUUUUCAUCUACACUAGCUGACUUUACACAGAUUGGCGACGAGUCUCAAAGCUUCGUGGUCGAGAAGCCGGGACUACUUGACAAAGGUCUAGGCGCUAUGGCUGAUAGCAUUGAAAGAAAGCCUGGUUGUUAUGUCCAGGCCCAGUACGACGACUACAAUAAAUACACACCACAGAAGAUGCGAAGAGCAGCACGCCGAAAUUUCAUGAAGUUAUACGAGUCUAUCCUUGCUGGAGGUGAUCUCCCAGAAACACUAUCUGCGAUGGUUGAGAACAUUUCGCAGGUCAUGACCCCUUCCGACCAACUUCGACAAGAGAUACUAUUGGUUUCCCGCAGGUACGAUGCCAUCGUGCAGAAGCUCCCCGUCUUGGCCAACAUCCUUGCAGCUGAUAAGUCGCUGGAUGCACCCAAACCAGUCCUCGAGGUCAGCCUCCUUGACAUGGCUAUCUCCGAGUCGAGGUCUUCACAUGAAGGUAUCACACCACUUUCACACGCGACCGAAGCUAUCCAGCCUGCUCCCAGAGUAGUCAAAGAUGUCAAUAUACCUACUGAUCAGCGCCCUGACCAAGCGACAGAGAUCACCAAGUCUAGCUUGGCAAACGACGAAAAGUUUAGAGAGGUCCUCGAGGAGAGCCGAAGAGAAUGUACGAAGCUGAAAAUCGCCAAAGGAGCUAUCGAGGAAGAAAACAUGAAACUGAAAACUGUCGUCGAAAAUGGUCGUGCAAUCAACGCCGAGCUGAAGAAGGAAUUGGACACGGCUAAAGCCUACGUCACUGAGCUCGAGAAGGAGAACAAGGUGCAGAGAGCCACCAUUUCACAGCAGAUCGUUUUGCGGCACGACAAGCAGAAGUAUGAAUUUGGAGCAAGCAAAGCCAGUGCCACUCGUGAAGAGAAGGAAGGUGAAUUGAAGCAAGCCAAAGUCAAGAUCGGGGAUCUUGAAAAGGACUACGAGCUCGCCCGUGACGAAAUCAAGCACCAUCUCGAAGAGAAGAAGAUCAUCAAGAAAGAGUUGGAAGCAUUGAAGACACAAUCAUCACUCCCUGCCAAGACCAUGCCUCUGUCACCCAAGGCCGAAAGUGGCAACGUCCAAUUGCUCAAAUCCCAACUGAGUGGCAUCAACGAUUCGGCUCAUCAACGAAAAGCCAUCUUGCUACAGCAACAGCUGGAAGAUCUCAAAACCAAGUAUGAGAAAGGGGUCGAGAUUGCGACAGAAGAAGCAGAUAACCUCAAGAAUGCGGUGUAUGACCUCAAGGUCGACCUCAAAGCUUCAGAGACUGCUCAGAAGGAUAGUGAGGACAAGUAUUUGGCCCAGGUUGACGCACUUCAAAGAGCUGAAGAUGCUCAGAAGACUCAAGCGGAGAGGAUCUCCUAUCUUGAGAAGAGAGUUGAAAGCGAACAGGACGCUCGCAAGACACAAAGCCAGAGAGCCACACAGCUCGAGAAGCGCCUGCAAAGAAACGACGAAUUGUUGCAAGCCCACGACGAUCUUCGCAAGGCUACUGAGUUAUCCGCAGACAAAGCCCGCGACACGGUAGAUAUGCUCAGAGGUGCCGCCCAAGCUGCAAAGGUCGAGCUGGACGCGCAGAAGCAAGAAUGCCAAAAGCUCAGACAGAAGGUUGAUGCUGCUCAGAAGAAGGUAUCUAAGGUCUAUCGUGACUAG
This is a messenger RNA of Lithohypha guttulata, 2058 nucleotides long. RefSeq lists its product as uncharacterized. The coding region runs from base 1 to 2058 and encodes 685 amino acids. The record is from RefSeq and is a predicted model, not a curated record. NCBI's taxonomy places the organism in Eukaryota, Fungi, Ascomycota, Eurotiomycetes, Chaetothyriales, Trichomeriaceae. The transcript has 2 exons.